AUGACCACCAUACGACUAUGCACUACAAGUUUUGUACUCUCGCUUCUGUUGCUGGGUGAUUUUGUUAGUGGAUUACGACGUUACAACUUCACCAUCACUAGCCAAUGGAGUGCUGCCGACGGCCAUGGACGACCCGUCUUUGCCAUCAAUGGCCAGACUCCUGGUCCCUUGAUUACAGCCACCGAGGGAGAGGAAGUUGAGGUAUUCUUGAACAACCAGCUCGCCACUGAGACUACUAUGCAUUGGCAUGGAAUCUAUCAAGUGGACAGACCUUGGAACGAUGGUGUCCCUGGAGUAACACAGUACUCAAUCCAACCACGCGAUAACUACACAUACCGGUUUACUGUGCAGCAGCAAUACGGAAGCUACUUCUAUCACGGACAUUUCGGUCCUGCAUUUGCUGACGGGCAACGCGGUCCCAUCUGGAUAGAACCCGCUGCUUGGCGGCCAAGACCAUACAAGGCUAUUUCAUCAUCACCGCAAGACCUCAAGGCAAUGCAGCGUGCAGAAGUGAACCCUCGACAUAUUGUCAUAAGCGACUGGAAUGCUGAGCCGAUGGAUAUACUUCUUAUCAUGUAUCGAGACACGGGUAUUGUCCCCUGGUGCAGUAACUCCAUCGUCAUGAAUGGAAAAGGGAGGACGUAUUGCCACUCUAAAGAACUAAUUGAAGAGACAGGGGGAUCUGGUAGAAACUCACUUGGAUGCAAGGUCCAGCCCAAGCAAGGACUGUAUGCCAAUGCUCAAGUUUGUGAACCAACAAACGGAGAGCUUGAAGUUGUCGCCGCGGCGGAUGGAGAAGAAUGGAUAUGGAUCAACUUUAUCCAUUCUGGAGCACACCAUGAGUUACAAAUCAGCGUUGAUGAACAUGAAUUCUAUGUAGUGGCAGCAGAUGGAGAAUUUGUCCAUCCCCAAAAGGUGCAUGCCGCUAACUGCAACCUUGGAGAACGUCUAAGCAUUCUAGUACACCUGAAUAAGAGUCCAGGAGACUACGCAAUCCGUUUGACGUCCCUUCGAACGGAACAGGUCAUCCAGGGACUUGGUAUUCUUCGUUAUCCCUCUAAAACAAACAACAAAAUCACGAAAGUUCCUACUUCGAAACCAUGGGUACAUCUAAACGGCACUCUGAUAUCAACAUCUUCAACAUCUAUGGAUGAGAUGAAACUGGCUCCUUUCCCUGCGAGACCUCCACCGUGGACCUCUGACCAAACAGUAAAGCUCUUUAUCAACAUGACUGGACCUUCAGCUUGGUCUUUGGGUCUGGGUUCUCAUCAAGCAUUCCGUCAACAAUUGCCGCCUGUUCUAUGGGAAGAAAACUCCAGAGGUGGUACGACACUGGGUGUCCAGAACGUACUCAGGAAUGGAUCUGUUGUUGACAUCAUCUUCGAAAAUGGAGCCAAUGUUACGAGUCAGCACCCCUUCCACAAGCAUAAUCACAAGGCGUGGAUUAUCGGAACUGGACAUGGUGGAUUUCCUUGGGAGACAGUUCAAGAAGCCAUUGAUGCAGGUGCUGCGGACUACUUCAACUUCAAUGACCCUCCCAUUCGUGAUGGAUGCCGGCUUGGGAAUGCCACCGGAGACUGGACUGUCAUUCGCUAUGAAAUCACGUUUCCUGCUGCGAGCAUGUUGCAUUGCCACAUGAUUCAUCAUUUUGGGGCUGGACAACAGAUAGUUCUUCUUGAAGGAGUCGAAGCUAUGGCUCAGGUACCAAACGAGGUAAAACAAAAGGUUCACGCAGACUUUGUGCCAAACCUUCGUUAUGGUCCUUUGGAUUGA
Fusarium graminearum PH-1 is the source of this 1773-nucleotide messenger RNA. RefSeq lists its product as uncharacterized. Bases 1 to 1773 code for a protein of 590 amino acids. The transcript has 4 exons. The record is from RefSeq and is a predicted model, not a curated record. Gene Ontology annotation, molecular function: copper ion binding; oxidoreductase activity. Lineage: Eukaryota; Fungi; Ascomycota; Sordariomycetes; Hypocreales; Nectriaceae.